This is a messenger RNA of Adineta steineri, 345 nucleotides long. The record is from the annotation of a GenBank genome assembly. NCBI's taxonomy places the organism in Eukaryota, Metazoa, Rotifera, Eurotatoria, Adinetida, Adinetidae.
AUGCGGAAUCUAAUUGUAUUCAUUACUGCUAUUAUCUUUACUGUACAGAUUCAUCGACUCGACAGUAAACCAUUAAAUGAUAAUACAAGAUUAAAACGUUCUGAUGGAAGUUUACUUCCGAAUGAAAGUUUUACAAUGAUUACAAAUGAAAAAUUAAUGAAAUUAAAAGACCUUGCUAAAGCUAAAGAUGAUCCAAAAUUACAUGAUUUAUAUCGUGCAGUUAAUCAUUAUGUACAAAUAGCAAGAAAAAAUAAUGAAUAUGUAUUAUGGAAAUAUGAUGCUAAUCGAGAAGGUCUUGUUCUUGUUCUUAAACCAAAUUUAAAUGGUAUACUUCACUAUGGUUAA